GGGUCGCAAAGUGUCAGACACGACUGAGUGAUUGAACUGGUGGAGGUUAAAACUACUGUCCCCACCUUCCCGCCCCCGGUGUGUCCCAGCAUCGCUCUGAGAGAAGUUCUGAAAUCCUUUAUCUUAACUGCCAGAUCCCUAGGGCCCACAUCACAUUUCUGGUAGUAUCGUUCUAGGAUCCAUAUCCUUCUCUGGCAGUUCUACCUUCUAACGUGUAGGCGCCGCUGCUUCAAGUCCUGCAUUGCUCAACCCCUCCGUCUCUGAUCCAUGAUGAGUUGGAUGAGGCUCUAUUCUGUAUGCAGAAUGCUGGCUGUGUCCGUGGCCGUAGAGGAUUGUGAUUUGUACCUGCUGAGAUCCUCCCUCUGUGUGGGGCUGUGUUACAGGGAGCUCGCUAUGUUUUUCUAAGCAUUGAAUGGCCUGUUUUCUGGGGUCACUUCACAAGACUGAUCUUACCUUAGAAGGAAGCCCAGAGGAAGAGGAAAGUAAGGAGUCAGAAAUGACUCGUUCCCAGGGGCGGCUGACAUUCCAAGAUGUGACCAUAGACUUCACUCAAGAGGAGUGGGAAUGCCUGGACCUCGGUCAGCGGGACUUGUACAGGGAUGUGAUGUUAGAGACCUACGGGAACCUGGCCUCCUUGGGUCUUGUGGUCUCAAAGCCGGACCUGGUCACCUUUCUGGAGCAAAUGAAGACUCCCUGGGAUGUAAGGAGAACGGACACAACAGCCACAUACUCAGGAUGGAGUACUUUCACAUGUACAGAAUGUGACAAAUCAUUUAAUCAGAGUUCAAAACUUAGUCAACAUCAGCGAAUCCAUAUUGGCCAGAAGCCUUAUAAAUGUAAGGAAUGUGGUGAAGGCUUUAGCCAGCACUCAAGUCUUACUUACCAUCAGAGAGUCCAUACACGGGAGAAGUCUUCUAAAUGUAAGGAUUGUGGCAAAGCCUUUAAACAGUGCUCAUGUCUUCAUAAACAUCAGGUAAUUCAUGCUGGAGAGAAACCUUAUAAAUGUCAAGAAUGUUGAAAAGCGUUCAGUCAAUAUGCAACUCUUAUUAAACACCAGCGAAUUCAUACUGGAGAGAAGCCUUAUAAAUGUAAGGAUUGUGGCAAAGGCUUUAUUCAACGAAAAGGUCUUACUUGCCAUCAGAGAAUUCACACUGGAGAGAAACCGUAUAAAUGUCAAGAAUGUGGAAAAGCUUUCAGUCAAUAUGCAACUCGUAAUAAACACCAGCGAAUUCAUACUGGAGAGAAGCCUUAUAAAUGUAAAGAUUGUGGCAAAGGUUUUAUUCAAAGCAAAGGUCUUACUUGCCAUCAGAGAAUUCACACUCGAGAGAAACCUUAUAAAUGUCAAGAAUGUGGAAAAGCUUUCAGUCAAUACGCAACUCUUAUUAAACACCAGCAAAUUCAUACUGGAGAGAAGCCAUAUAAAUGUAAGGAUUGUGGCAAAGGCUUUAUUCAACGCAAAGGUCUUACUUGCCAUCAGAGAAUUCACACUGGAGAGAAACCAUAUAAAUGUCAAGAAUGUGGAAAAGCUUUCAGUCAAUAUGCAACUCGUAAUAAACACCAGCAAAUUCAUACUGGAGAGAAGCCUUAUAAAUGUAAGGAUUGUGGCAAAGACUUUAGCCAGGCCUCAGGCCUUAUGUCCCAUCAGAGAAUUCAUACUGGAGAGAAGCCUUAUAAAUGUAAGGAUUGUGGCAAAGGCUUUAGCUGGCACUCAGGUCUUACUCGCCAUCAAAGAAUUCACACUGGAGAGAAACCUUAUAAAUGUCAAAAAUGUGGAAAAGCUUUCAGUCAACGCUCUACUCUCACUCAACACCAGCGAAUUCAUACUGGAGAGAAGCCUUAUAAAUGUAAGGAUUGUGGCAAAGACUUUAGGCGCCACGCUGGUCUUACUCGCCAUCAGAGAAUUCACACUGGAGGGAAAACUUGUAAAGAAGGUGGUAAAGUUUUCAGUCACUAUGCAACUCUUAUUUAACAUGAGCGAAUUUAUACUGAAGAGGAGCCUUAUAAAUGUAAGGACUGUGACAUAGACUUUAACCCAGCACAUUGGUUUUACUUACCAUCAGAUAAUUCAUACUGA
This is a messenger RNA of Cervus elaphus (red deer), 2074 nucleotides long. RefSeq names its product zinc finger protein OZF-like. The transcript is spliced from 5 exons. Gene Ontology annotation, molecular function: DNA-binding transcription factor activity; RNA polymerase II cis-regulatory region sequence-specific DNA binding. The record is from RefSeq and is a predicted model, not a curated record. Gene Ontology annotation, biological process: regulation of transcription by RNA polymerase II. Lineage: Eukaryota; Metazoa; Chordata; Mammalia; Artiodactyla; Cervidae.